AUGUCGAGGACCCCGUCGCAGCAAUGUGGGCACACCACACCACGAGACGGGCCUCGUAUUGACUCAGUCUCUCGCUCACACCAUCCAAGCCAGCAAACCCCUUUAGCAUAUCAUCAGCCAUUCCCGCUGUAUGAGCCUCGACACUUCGUCCCACCAGAUUUGGGCCACGAACGACCUGUGCUGACCACUCCACCAAAUUCCCAUCGACUCCCGGCAUUGGGACACCCACCUGAACGAAAUGCGGACCCGAGAUAUAUGCUAUCAUCCGAUCAUGGGUUCAUGAAUCGUCAGCCAUUGCCGCAGGCUCUUCCAUCGCGCAUACAACAUCAUCAGGAACAGCAUCGUCAUCAUGGUCCCCCCGUCGCUGAUGCACGUGGUUAUCCCGGCCCUACCUCUUACGAUGAACGAUCGAGUCCCAUGUUGAGCCAUGGCGGCGAAACUGUUCGUCCUCGAUUGCGGACAUACGACGUGGAGUCCUAUCAUCAUAGUAACUCCACAGCUCUGGCUAGCCCCAUUCACUCCGAGAAAAGCCCUGCAACCUUCGUGAGCAGCCCUCCGCCAAUAAGCUGCGCCAGCAGUACCAGCGCUCAACAUGAAACGCGCCAGCCUCCACGAAACCCUAGCUAUAGCAUGCCCCGUGGCUUCGACAAGCUUCUCCAUCACGAACCCGAAUCAUCACCAGAUCCCCCGCCACGACGCCCCUCCACACAACCCCGCUAUCAUCUCCAUGUCCGUCAACAACCCAUUGCCGCGCGAGCUUGCGGCGCCGGCGAUAGAGACAGACGCCCCGUCGACCCACCUCCAAUUGUCCAAAUUCUCCUCACAGACUUCGACCCGGAAUCUCAAGACGACCGCGAUAUCCUACAAGACCCGCGUUUCACAGUGGGCUGUCUACUCUUCCCCGUCCCAGAAUCUGCCAGCUGGACACCCUCAUCGGAAGCCGAGGCCAUCCAAUCCGCCGAACACGACGCCGACGGCGUCGCACGCGCUGAUGAUUCCUUCUCCACACCCCUCCUCUCCGGCAAAGCCUUCAUGUCCCCCUUCUACGUCGACGCAGAUCCAGAUCCAAACUCCGCACCCACCCAUCCAUCUUCAGACGACACUCUCUACCCCCUCAACAGUCCCCCGAUCCCACCAACCCACUAUCAAGGUCACCCGCAAUCCCUCCGCAAUGCAUCAAAACUCAAUCAACCCGCAACGUUCUUCAUUUUUGCAGACCUAUCUAUCCGCUCAGCGGGGCUGUACAGACUCCAAUUCCGACUCAUGAACUGGGGCUCCGUCGAGGACACGGGUCAAUCGAUGCCUAUACUGGCGGAAGCUUGGUCAGAUCCGUUCCGGGUAUAUGCGGCCAAGGAUUUUCCUGGGAUGCGGGACUCGUCUAUUCUUGCGGAGGGGUUGAAGGAGCUUGGGUUUGUGGAGUUGAAGACCAGGGGCAAUGGGAAGGGGAAGGGGAGGAAGAGAGGAUGA
Messenger RNA from Penicillium brasilianum, 1467 nucleotides. The record is from the annotation of a GenBank genome assembly. NCBI's taxonomy places the organism in Eukaryota, Fungi, Ascomycota, Eurotiomycetes, Eurotiales, Aspergillaceae.